ACUUUCUUAAUUUUUAGGUCAUUUUCCAUCGUAAGUAACAAUUUCGUAAAUUUUAGGUAACAAAAGAGCCUCUAGAUGUCUUCAAGUAAUUAAAUGUUGUAGAGGCCAAAAUACAAAUUUAAUACAUGGGGCCCCACGAAAAUGCCCAAUCAAUUCCCUCACUUUUCACAAAAUAACUAAUUCUCAUACUCUCUUUAUAUAUACACCCCUCCUCUAGUCUAGCUUCCAUCCCUUAAAAUUGUUUUGCUCCCUGCUAGUUACUACACCCAGCUAGUUAAAAGGAGAAAUGGCAUUUCAUCUCUCCUUGCUUUUCCUCAUUACUCUUCUUUCUCCCAUUUUCAUCCACUCUUCUCAUGUCCAAGAUCCUGAACUUAUAGCACAGGAAGUUCAACGGCAAAUAAGGAAUGCUACUACUAGGAGAAAAUUAGGAUACCUCUCAUGUGGGACAGGAAAUCCAAUCGAUGACUGUUGGCGGUGCGAUCACAAGUGGAUUCAAAACCGCCAACGGUUAGCGGACUGCGCGAUCGGGUUCGGAAAGGGUGCACUAGGGGGCAAAAAUGGGAAAAUCUACGUGGUAACGGACAAUGGGGAUGACGCAGUGAACCCGAAACUAGGAACCCUACGGUGGGGAGUCAUCCAAGAAGAACCAUUAUGGAUCAUAUUUCAACGUGACAUGGUGAUUAAACUAAAACAAGAACUGAUGAUGAAUUCUUUCAAGACAAUCGACGGUAGAGGAGCUAACGUCCACAUUGCAGGUGGGCCAUGCAUAACAGUACAGUAUGUUACAAACAUUAUAAUUCAUGGAAUAAAUAUACAUGAUUGUAAACGAGGAGGAAAUACUAUGGUGCGGGACUCCCCAUCGCAUUAUGGGUGGAGAACAAUAUCAGAUGGUGAUGGGAUCUCAAUCUUUGGUGGUAGUCAUGUUUGGAUUGAUCAUUGUUCACUCUCAAGUUGUACGGAUGGGUUAAUUGAUGCUAUUCAUGGGUCAACUGCUAUUACCAUUUCUAACAAUUACUUGACCCAUCAUAAUAAGGUUAUGUUAAUGGGUCAUAGUGAUUCUUUUACUAGGGAUAAAAAUAUGCAAGUUACUAUUGCUUUCAAUCAUUUUGGUGAAGGAUUAGUCCAAAGAAUGCCAAGGUGUAGACAUGGAUAUUUUCAUGUGGUGAACAAUGACUAUACACACUGGGAAAUGUAUGCAAUUGGAGGAAGUGCAGCUCCUACAAUAAACAGUCAAGGCAACAGAUUCCUUGCUCCUAAUGACCCAAAUAACAAAGAGGUAACGAAACGAGAGGAAUGGCCGCAAAGUGAAUGGAAGAAAUGGAAUUGGAGAUCGCAAGGAGAUUUAUUACUAAAUGGAGCAUUUUUCACAGCUUCAGGGGCAGGAUCUUCUUCAAGCUACGCAAGGGCAUCUAGUUUAAGUGCAAGACCUUCUUCUUUUGUAGCAUCAAUUACAAUGUCAGCUGGUGUUCUUAAUUGCAAGAAAGGCUCUCACUGUUAGAUCAACCUACCAUUAUAUUUUACUUUUACUCUCCAAAUUGUAUUUACCCUAAAAGGAGAGUAGAUAAAAUUAUUGAUUUUAUCCUUUCUAUAAAUUUACCCCCACCCCAACUUUUACGUCUGUUGAUUUGUAGUUACACAACCUAAGCCUGCUUCUAGUAAAAAAAAAAAUUGGAGCAAGAGAAUUGGUUGUUUAUAGUUUAUUCAUAUAUAUUAUCCUCAGUUUCUUUUUAAUAACACUACUUCUCCCAA
Messenger RNA from Amaranthus tricolor (Joseph's coat), 1749 nucleotides. RefSeq names its product probable pectate lyase 5. Gene Ontology annotation, molecular function: pectate lyase activity. Bases 287 to 1498 code for a protein of 403 amino acids. The record is from RefSeq and is a predicted model, not a curated record. Lineage: Eukaryota; Viridiplantae; Streptophyta; Magnoliopsida; Caryophyllales; Amaranthaceae. The transcript is spliced from 4 exons.